AAGGAUUACUCAGCAAGCAUGCAUUUGAACCCCAAGUCACACGCUUCAUCAAACCUCCGGAGGAUCAUUGCUCCUCCUCCACCACAACCAAUGACUUCCUUUUACCUCAACUCCUUACUUCCUCUUCCUCCUUCUCAUCCCCAGAAACUCGUCGAACCCUCUUCUUCUUCCUCCUCCUCCUCUCUGUUGAGCAUUUCCAAUUCCAACGAAGCUGCUCUGAAACCGAUCGUCAUCAACGGAGACCCACCCACUUUCGUCUCCGCCCCUUCUCGCCGCAUCAUCGCAGUUGGAGACCUUCACGGCGAUCUGCGCAAAGCCAGAGAUGCCCUUCAGAUUGCCGGUGUCUUAAGCUCCGACGGAAAAGACCACUGGAUCGGCGAAGACACUGUAGUAGUCCAGGUAGGAGAUAUACUGGACCGUGGCGAGGAUGAGAUUGCAAUACUCUCCUUACUGAGGUUACUUGACGAACAGGCCAAAGCCAACGGUGGUGCUGUUUUCCAGGUUAAUGGGAACCAUGAGACGAUGAACGUUGAAGGGGACUUCAGAUACGUAGACACGAGAGCAUUUGAUGAAUGUAUAGACUUUCUUGACUACUUGGAGGACUAUGCACAAGACUGGGACAAAGCUUUCAAGAAUUGGAUUUUCGAGUCAAGGCAAUGGAAACAAGAUAGAAGAAGUUCACAAACCUAUUGGGAUCAAUGGAAUAUAGUGAAGAGGCAAAAGGGAGUGAUUGCAAGGUCGGUUCUUUUCAGACCAGGUGGUCGAUUAGCAUGUGAGUUGUCUCGUCAUGGAGUUGUCUUGCGUGUUAAUAACUGGGUGUUCUGCCACGGUGGUCUCCUUCCUCACCACGUUGCGUAUGGGGUAGAGAGGAUAAACAGAGAAGUGUCUACUUGGAUGAAGAGCUCUAGUGAUGAGGAGGAUAGUCCUGAGAUGCCGUUCAUUGCAACUCGGGGAUAUGAUAGUGUGGUCUGGAGCAGGCUUUACUCAAGAGAGACCUCUGAUCUGAAUGAAUAUCAAAUUGAACAGGUAAGUAAAAUUCUCCGGGACUCUCUUGAAGCUGUUGGUGCCAAGGCGAUGGUGGUGGGGCAUACUCCUCAGUUAUCAGGCGUAAACUGUGAAUAUGGUUGCGGCAUAUGGAGAGUUGAUGUGGGAAUGUCCAGUGGUGUUCUUGACUCUAGACCAGAGGUUCUGGAAAUAAGAGGGGACAAAGCUAGAGUUAUAAGGAGUAACCGAGACAGACUUCAUGAACUUCAAGUUGCUGAUUACAUAUGAAAUAUCUUAAUGACAAGACACAGAGACUCAUGUCCUAGAUUUUAAGCUUGAACUUUGUACUCUUAGGCAUGAACAAAAAAGAGCAGCAGCAGUUUCGGAGAAGAGCCAGAUGCAGCUGAGGUGAGGCCAAAAUUUGAACUCUAUGUAUGUAUUGUAUAUACAUGUAUGUGAAUCAUCAGAAACAUACGGUAUUCAUCAAGUAAAAGGUUUGUAUAGCAGAACACAAAACACUAUAGUUAAUGUUACUUUUUUUUUCAAAUA
This is a messenger RNA of Brassica oleracea var. oleracea, 1533 nucleotides long. RefSeq lists its product as uncharacterized. NCBI's taxonomy places the organism in Eukaryota, Viridiplantae, Streptophyta, Magnoliopsida, Brassicales, Brassicaceae. The transcript has 8 exons. Gene Ontology annotation, molecular function: hydrolase activity. Bases 19 to 1272 code for a protein of 417 amino acids. The record is from RefSeq and is a predicted model, not a curated record.